AUGGACUCUUCGGCCUUACAAACGCUCAACUUCUACCAGCGCCUUCAAUUUGAACUGGAGGUUGAGAAGUUGGUUGUCCAAAACCGUGAACUUCAACGAGCGAAUGAUGAACUCAAGCAAAAACUAACUACAGCUUGCAAAAAUCCCUUCAAAGAUAACUUGUCCUUUGAAUUCAAGCAGAUUUACCAAAUGGAGAUACAGAGGCUGAAUAAUUGCUUAGAAAAUGAGAAAAAGCUUUCAAAAACCUGGCGAUUUGCCUUUUAUCAACUGGCUAGGCAAAUGGACCCAGGCGCUGAUCACGCAAGAAAUUCACUCGUCUUUGCAAAAGCCCUUGUACUUUUGGAGGAGGCCAUGAAUAAGAUAGAAUUUUACGAAAAAAAUUACACCUCCAAGAUCAUCCCCAACGAUUUAAACCAAAAAGAUAGUAUUAACGAGCAAUUACCCUUAUUAUCCCCCUCCAUUAGGAGCGUUAAUCCCAAAUCAAGUGAUUACCCUGGCGCCCAAACCUUUUUCUCCAAGUUAAAACAACAAACCGGUGAUACGAAUGAUACAAAACUGUUCAAUCCAAUAGAUGCCAAAUGUUUGGGUGAGCAGUUUGACGAGCUUAUCAAAAGCGAUCGCGAUGAACACGCCUCGACAGAUGCCGCAAUGACGGAUGUUACAAACGAGGACUUCAACUACUCAAACAGCGUAAUAGGAGAUACAAUAAAAGUCUGCUCAAAUGACGAUGAUUUUCCCAAUUCCAACAUAUGCUCCCCUCUAAACUAUUUAAAUAUAGAUACAAAGCACACCGAAUCACUUGAUUAUGAUCCCAAUGAUACAGCUGUUAACGCAUCCCUUGACGAUGAGUAUGCUAAUGACAGCGACAACAAUUUUUCGCCUCAAACCUUCCCAAUUAACAAUUUGAAUACGAUGGAUUCGCCCAUAACACAACACAAAGAAAUCGCAAAUCCCCAUUUAAAAUUUUUAGACGACACCACUAGUGCCGAAGAUGAGGAUGAAAAUUCACAAACAAACUCGCCGAAAGAUGUAAGCACAAUAUCCGAACACAUGAAUUCGGAUGCGUUAUUCCUCAUUGAAUCUUCGCCUCAUCUCAAACACUUAUCUGCCAAAGUACAGCAAAACAUAUCCAAGCGUUUGCGUCACAUAUCAUUUUACCCAAAUGCCUCUGUGAUAAUCCAGGGCGAAGAUCCGGAUGGCUUCUACAUAAUAGCCUCUGGAACUGCAUCAAUCAGCUAUUAUGACGGAGCAGGAUAUCCGUUAAUUGAAUGUGACAAAUUGGGUUCGGGUGACAUUUUUGGUCAUCAUAACAUAAUCUCCGGCGAACCACAUCCAGCAUACAUAGUGGCUAAAUCCCACCUCAAAAUCUUCAAACUAUCACUAGAUGACUGGAAUGAGCUUUGCAUGGGUGAAUUGCUGGUCGAUAUGGUUCCUCUACCUCUUCCACCUGUGGUAAAUUUAUCUAGGGAUGAGUUAGUAGAUUACCUUAUAAACUUGAAUGAAUUUAAAUACUUGAAAGUCAGUAAGAUCGCCAAGUACCUAAAGGUACACCGUCUUUCUCCUGGAGAGAGAAUUUCUGAUGAAUUUUCAAAUGAAAACAUGAUUAUAGUGAAAAGGGGCACCAUUGGUGAUCCAAAAUCCUCCAAAUACUUUGUAGAAAACAAUAUAAUAUACCCAGAUACCGAAGACAUGCAUUUAAAAGCAACUGAUUACUGCCUAUUGUUGACACUAAGUGCGGAUAAAGUCAAAAAAUAUUUUCCAAAGGCACAAAGCGAGGAAUCGCCUGGUAACACGAAUUCAAACAUUAGUGUUGAGGGCAGCGAAACAAUUUUAAUGGUUGAUGGGGUAAAUCUGACUACUAGCGAUUCUUUUUCCUCGCAAAAAUCACACACCACGGACAAGCCAAACUCUAAACCAAAAAAAUCAAAUUCUGACAUCAAGUCCGAAUCAACAGAAUCUACAAUAAAAACUCCAUCUACCGAUAUACUAACCUCAAAAAAUAUAACAGAUUUAUCUACCAGUGCGGAUGUGAGCGUGAAAGACCAUCCCCUGUACAAUUUCUUCCGUUCAAUUGGCAAAAAAUCACUGCCUUCACAAGAAAGUUUCAAAACACCAUUCCCCUCUGGGUCCAACAUCUCAAAAUGGUUCGCCAGUUGCUUCGAAAAACACGUUUUAAAGCAGGAUUCCAGCAUUGUAUCCCCUGAGAUAUUCGUUGUUACCAAAGGAAAAGUUGCCAUGAAACACGUGGGUUAUUUUGGUAUAGAGACCAAUGUCGGAUCGAUCCCCCGGGGAAAAAUUAUAGGCCUAGACUCUGAAAUGGACUGCAAUUACUAUGUCCAAUCUAGCAAUGCAACUGUUUACAUAUUACCAUGUAAAUUGCAUGACAAAAUAAUUAUGUGCCUGAAAGAGUGGGAUAAGAUAACCACUUUUGCCCGGAAUAUAACUGGAUCCACUAGUGCUUAUAGUGAAAUUAUAAAUGUAUUGGCAUUGGGGCCUGAUGAAUCUGUUGGUAUGGGGAAAUACAUAGUAUACUCAGGCAAAGUAUCCACUGAGGAUGGAAUUAAGACAAUUGGCGACGUUUUCACAUCGGAGGUUAUUUCCAAACAAAAUUCGAUACUUUUAUCAUUACUUCUCCUCAAGUCGUGCUUGAAGAACGGGAAAAAAAAUACCGAUAAACAUGUCUCCUUUUCCACUAAGCAUGAAGUGGUAUAUUAG
Messenger RNA from Babesia microti strain RI, 2715 nucleotides. RefSeq lists its product as hypothetical. The transcript has 4 exons. Bases 1 to 2715 code for a protein of 904 amino acids. The record is from RefSeq and is a predicted model, not a curated record. Lineage: Eukaryota; Apicomplexa; Aconoidasida; Piroplasmida; Babesiidae.